Momordica charantia (bitter melon) is the source of this 1170-nucleotide messenger RNA. RefSeq lists its product as uncharacterized. Lineage: Eukaryota; Viridiplantae; Streptophyta; Magnoliopsida; Cucurbitales; Cucurbitaceae. The record is from RefSeq and is a predicted model, not a curated record. Gene Ontology annotation, molecular function: calcium ion binding.
UGAAGUUCCUCCAUUCACAAAUUCAACAAAAUUCUGUAAAUUUUCGUGCUUUUCGUAAUCCAGUUUUAAUUUUUUACCAACCCACAUAUAAAUUCACAAAAUUUCACCAACAAAUUCCUACUCCUAACGAAAUUAGCAUCUAGAUUAGCGAUGCCCUUGAUUCUCAUAGGAUAGGAUCAAAGGGGAUUUCUUCGUCGCCUUCGAUGACUACAAAAAAAGGGGUCUCAAAUUUAUGUCUACUUUUUAGCGUCUCGAUGAUGUCCAGGUGAAAUCUUCAUCCGGGUUGGUUCUAAAUCUGCUGCGGGUAAGUAAAAGAAACCCAAUUUGGGAUCGGCCAUUCUCAGAUCAGCUCUGGUUUUCAGAUCGGUUUCGUAGCAUCAUUUGGGGUUUUGGAUUGAGAACUCAUGGGGAAUGCCUCAUCGAUGCUCACUCAAUAUGAUAUUGAAGAAGUUCAAGAACACUGCAAUAAACUUUUCUCCCAACAGGAAAUAGUGUCCUUAUAUCAGAGAUUCUGCCAACUUGAUAGAAGUGCCAAGGGGUUCAUUUCAGCUGAUGAAUUCCUAUCAGUUCCUGAAUUCGCAAUGAAUCCACUUUCUCAGCGGCUGCUCAAGAUGGUUGAUGGUUUGAAUUUUAAGGAUUUUGUGGCUUUUUUGUCAGCAUUCAGUGCUAAAGCUAGUACGCACCAUAAGAUUGAAUUUAUUUUCAAGGUAUAUGAUGCGGAUUGCAAUGGGAAGGUGUCUUUCGACGACAUCAUUGAAGUGCUCCGUGAUUUGUCCGGUCCGUUCAUCUCCGAUGAGCAGCGAGAGCAAGUCUUGUGCCAACUAUUACAAGAAGCAGGCUAUACAAGAAACUCUCACUUAACACUCGACGACUUCAAUAAGGUUCUUGGUAAUUCAGGUAUAAAAAUGGAUGUAGAAGUUCCAGUUGACUAGUUGUUGAUCUGUUAAGCUGGACCUUCAAAUUUACCUUCAGAGAAAAAGUUUAACACAAAGUUCCUUUCAGAACUUGGACCAGAAUGCUCACAUCCGCUUCAGUUCAGUUCAUCUCUGUGACAGAAAAUUGUAACGGAAGACAGUUUUUAUACUCCAUUUCCAAAGAAGACCCUCUUCUUUUUCAUAUUUGUAAAGACUGUCAAUAAUGUCAAUUAAUGAUUUAUUAUUUUGAGGUUAA